AUGAACAAUAUUAGUAGAGCAAUAUUUAGAACGAUAUCGAAAAAUAGUAGCAGCGGUUGUAUCACGAGAGCAACGUUUAGCACAUCAUGUAUAAAUAGCAAUAGUUUCAACAACAACACGACAUCAUCGACAUUUACAUCGACAACAUCGUUACCAUCGUUAUUAUCAUCAUCUACAGCUGCAUUGACAAAUGGUGGAAACAACAAUUCAAAUAUUAAAAGAACCAAUAAUAGAACAAUCAACUCUUUACCAUUCUUGUUUGAAUGUUUUGGUAUGAGAAACUCUAAAACGACGAAAAGAGAGAGAUAUAAAACAAGGGAAUCAUAUUAA
Molecule: messenger RNA, 330 nt
Organism: Cavenderia fasciculata
Lineage: Eukaryota; Evosea; Eumycetozoa; Acytosteliales; Cavenderiaceae
Exons: 1
Coding region: 1-330 (109 amino acids)
Source: RefSeq, a predicted model, not a curated record